Molecule: messenger RNA, 2196 nt
Organism: Acanthoscelides obtectus
Lineage: Eukaryota; Metazoa; Arthropoda; Insecta; Coleoptera; Chrysomelidae
Source: the annotation of a GenBank genome assembly
AGCAGACGUGAUGCAAAAAAGCUUCAGUCUGCUUUCACGAUAAAAUUCGAUUUUGUUUUUGGCUUUCUUCGCUUGCAAAGAAAGUAGAGCAUGAAGACACGUUGUAAGUUGUGUGUCGAUGAUACGAGCUUCGCGGUCCUGCCGAUUCAUGUGUGUGACAGUCGGCCUCAACUGGAUGUGGAUCGUCGAUCAUCAUCCAAGCCAGCUGUACACAUAGCUUCGAUCAUAUGCACCCGCAGGAAUUUUUCUUCGAGGAAGGGGGUCUGUCUCCAAAACUAGGGUAAAGUGAGCCAAGAUGGGGCCGAAAACUGAUCCCGAACUCGUGGCUCUUAGGAAGGAGAUCGAAGAGCUUUAUAAAAAAUUACAGGAGGCACAAAAGAAGCAAGAAGAUACCACCCUAGACAAAGAUUGUGAAAGCGUAGCUCCGGCUCCAAAAGUCAAACUGAUCACUAGAAAACUCAUGAAAGGGCAUUUGAACAAAGUGAAUUCAGUUCACUACAGCGGCGAUAACCGACACUGUGUGACGGGUUCUCUAGACGGAAAGCUUAUCAUCUGGGAUACUUACACAGGCAACAAAAUGCAGAUCAUACCCUUGAGGUCUGCAUGGGUUAUGAGUGUGGCGUUUGCACCUUCAGGAAAUUUUGUUGCUUGUGGAGGAAUGGACAACAUGUGCACCGUAUACGAUCUAAAUAACAGAGAUGCAAAUGGAGUGGCAAAAAUGGUGAGAGAGCUUGCUGGAUAUGACGGAUUUUUGAGCUCUUGCAGGUUCAUAGAUGAUACAACUGUUAUAACCGGAUCAGGUGAUAUGAAAAUUUGUAAAUGGGACUUGGAGAGGGGCAUAAAGACUUCGGACUUCCAAGGUCACAAUGGCGAUGUAGUUUCUAUAAGUUUAGGACCUGAUAUGAAUAGUUACGUUACAGGUAGUGUAGAUAAAACAUGCAGGUUGUGGGAUAUGAGAGACGAGAAACCUAAGCAGACAUUUUUUGGGCAUCAGGCUGAUGUUAAUUCAGUAUGCUUUCAUCCAAGUGGCUAUGGUUUCGCCACUGGCUCAGAAGAUAAGUCCGCUAGACUGUUUGACAUCAGAAGCGAUCAGCAAAUUGCCCUGUAUAAGCCUCCAAGUGCUAAUAGUGGAUUCACAUCAUGUGGCUUGUCCUUGAGCGGAAGGAUACUUCUAUGUGGAUCAGAUGAUAAUAAUGUUCACAUGUGGGAUACUUUGAAAAUUCAGCAUAAUGGGACUUUGGCAGGACACGAAAACCGAGUGACUUCGUUAUCUGUAGCUAGCAAUGGAGUGGCUAUAGCGACCUGCAGUUGGGACAAUUCUGUGCGCGUGUGGGGUUAAGCAAUUUUAGCUAAAAUUGGUUGAAAGAUGAGAAUACUGAAAAAAGCUGCCAACUAAUUGCUGCUCCUACUUUCUCGAUAAACUGACAUAAGAUGCGUCGCAAGAUUAGUAUCCUCUAUAAAGCAAAGUCAUUACGUUACUUUGGGGCACCUACCUAGUUCUGAACAGCUCAACGGUACAACAUAGUGACGCUAUUCUCACGUAUUAUGUGGACAGUUUCGGGAUUAUUAAAAAUGUUUAGUUAUACCAGAAUGUUAUUGUUAAGAAUUUUAUGAUUGAAAUGAAUUUAUUAAGUGCUACUAUAGUUGUAUAAAAACGUUAUUUUUACUACUAUGUUAUAAUUGGUUGUUACGGUAGAUUGUCACUUUACUACAUAAGCGACUGACUGGCUUGUGCCAUGUAUUUUUCCAAAAAAUCUGUUCUAUACAUGUUCUGAUUAUAGUGGUACCAGACCACCAACUGCUAAUCAUCUAAUUUUAGGGCGAAUUGUUGGUACCAUUUCAACAAUACGUUAUAUCAUUUGUAUCAAUGCAUUAUACCUAAACGAUAAAAAAAUAUUUAUUUAAAUAAUGUGUUUCUGUUGACUUUUUUUGCAGGGAAAUAAUAUCUAAUAUUUAUGUAAUUAAGUUAUACUUGAGUAUAGUGAAUUUAUUAUUUAUUUAACAGAAAUUGCGACGAGAGCGCCUGCAAGAACAUUCACCAUAAUAUUGAACGAUAAGUGAUAGUUUAGACUAGGCGAAAGUGCGAGUAACUUUUUAACAUGCUAUACAGCGUGAUUCACAAGUCGCGACCAAAAAUGAAACAUCAUAUACAGGACCGCAUUUUAAGGGGGUCUUCUAUGUAAAAAGAUACGGGGG